Messenger RNA from Chlamydomonas reinhardtii, 1436 nucleotides. RefSeq lists its product as uncharacterized. The record is from RefSeq and is a predicted model, not a curated record. NCBI's taxonomy places the organism in Eukaryota, Viridiplantae, Chlorophyta, Chlorophyceae, Chlamydomonadales, Chlamydomonadaceae. The coding region runs from base 187 to 681 and encodes 164 amino acids. The transcript has 4 exons.
GCUGCAUAUAGCCUGAGCCUUGACGCCCUGUUUUGCAGACCGUUUCUUCCGACAUAAUUGCAAACUUGCACCAAGAAAAUGCACGCACAGUCUCUUCACGCUACCGCCACCAGGACAGCUACUAGUGCCAGGCAUGUGGCCCCGCAUGCGCCGCGACGCACCGCUUCCGUUCGGUGCUGUGCAAGCAUGCCGACGAGCGGCGAGACUGCGCCGAGCCGGCGGCAGGCGCUAGCAAGCAUUGCGCUCAUGAGCUCUGGUGCUAUGCUGUCGAACUGCGCGCCCGCGAACGCGGCCCUGAAGGACUACUUGCUGCCAGGCCAGGACGAGGUGCUCGAGGUGUCGAUGACCCUGGGCAGCACGGAUGGCAAGUACAUGUUUUCGCCAAGCACCCUGGAGCUCACGCAGGGCAAGAUUUACAAGCUCAAGCUGAACAACCCCUCCUCCACCACCCACUACUUCACUGCCCUGGAGUUUGCCAGCAAGAUUUACACGCUGCUGGUCCUGGCGGGUGACCCGGUGGUGGAGGUGAAGGGCGCCAUCUCGGAGGUGGCUCUCAAGGCUGGCGCCAGCGCCAUCUGGGUGCUCAUGCCCAUCAAGCCCGGCAAGUACCCGCUGCGCUGCACCGUCAAGGGCCACACCGAGGGCGGCAUGGUGGGCACCAUCAUCGUCAACAAGGCCUGAGGCCUGAGGGGCAAGGCCCGAGGGGCACCAUGAUCGUCAACAAGGCCUGAGGGGCAGGCGGUGUGGUCGGCAAGGCCUGCGGGCUGAUGGGCAAGGCCUGAGGGGUGGGGGGCCUGGCAGCAUAGCGUGAAACAUAAGGCAUGCUAAACAAGGCCUGGGGCAGGCCUAGGGUCUUAGGGAGGUUGGUUCGGAUCAAAGACUUGUUCCCCUGGGCUUGUGAUUCCUGCUGUCUUUUGUCGUUGUCAGCAUGACCUAGGCAGCCGGCGUGACCGGAGUGUGCGUGUGGGCCUUGGAAAGGAGCGCUUCGCGUUCUGGACGUUGGGCUGGGCCAGGGCUGCCUGACUGCGGAUGGACGUAUGGCGUGGCUUCGAGAGGUCAGUGGACGAUGGCGUGGGGAGCCGUGCGAUGACGAAGGGCAGCGGCAUGACCCACUGACGCAUGAGCAGCUUCCGCGGUGGUAUUGUUGAGUGUGGCCAGGGGGUGACGGUGCGGCUGCGUGUGGCAGUGUGAGGUCUGCAAGGGUGAGUUGCAGUGUAGGAGUGCACGGUGGCCGCUCUCGUCAGGGCUGAUGAUGUGUAGGGCUGUGCUAGGAGGCAACCACCUUGCGUGUGUGUGGCGCACCGGUAACGGGCGGUAAGUUGCCUGACGCGCUUGAGCUGCAAUCCGACCUUCCCCUCUACAUGUGUGCCCGCGCGUGCACGUCCGCUUAGCUGCAAGUCGCUAAGACGCCUGCUUCAUAUUCCAUAAACGAGGUC